AUGCCACAAAUCGAACGGCUCACGCGACAGAGAAGUGACCUUUACUUCAGGUCGCUGGCUGAGCUCGAUGAUUGGUAUAAAUUGUAUAAUACAUCAUCCGGAAACGACGAUGCUACACUACCUUAUAUUGCCCGGUCACCACACCCAGAAUAUCAGUCUAGUAGUCAAGGAAAGCUUCUGAUAUGCCACGAUUACAAGGGUGGCUACACAGAAACGCCGUUUGCAUCGUCGUACACGUUUAAUUUCUGGUCACGAUGCGAUGAUUUCAUAUACUUCGCACACCACAGGAUAUCUACCCCUCCCCCUGGUUGGAUCAACGCAGCACAUCGCCAGGGAGUGAAGAUGCUAGGAACUAUUAUAUUUGAAGGCGGAGGCGCAGCCGACUGCCUAAAGCUCUUGGUAGGCCGCCUCCCUGCUUCGAAGACAAAGUCUGCGGGUGACCAGCCAACCUCGUUACCCGUCUCCCCUCAUUAUGCUCGCCUCCUCGCCGAUCUCGCCAAAAGUCGUGGAUUCGACGGAUAUUUGCUCAACUUUGAGUGUCCACUGCAGGGUGGGUUCGAGCAGACACGGGCAUUAACCGCAUGGAUUGGUCUCCUGCGUAUGGAACUCAAGGCCAGACUAGGGGAACAUGCCGAGCUUAUAUGGUACGACAGUGUUGUGAUUACUGGGCAACUGGCCUGGCAAGAUCGCUUGAACGCGUACAACCUGCCCUUCUUCCUCCCAUCUACUGGUUUCUUCACAAACUACACGUGGAGGCGUGAUUACCCAACUGAUACGGCAUCAUUCUUUACGACCCUCGACCCAUUGAUACUCGCGAACGACGCCGGUUCCAAUCUCCCAAAGAAGAAGUCACUGAAUGACGUAUACAUGGGUGUUGAUGUGUGGGGACGGGGAAGCCACGGAGGAGGCGGAUUGGGAUGCUACCGUGCCAUAGAGCACAUCGCGCCUGAAUCGCUGGGCCUCAGCGUUGCCCUCUUCGGACAGGCAUGGACUUGGGAAACUGAACAAGACAAGCCCGGGUUCACCUGGGAGCAUUGGUGGGCCUACGAACGCACGUUAUGGGUCGGGCCACCGGGCGAGGAAGAGGUCAAAGUACCUGAGGCCCCCCGCCGUCAAGGGGAAGACGAAUGUCUUCACGGCCCGUUCGUCCCUCUGAGUAACUUCUUUACCCGAAAGGCUCCCCCGAAUCCGGCGAAACUAGCAUUCCACACAACCUUUAGCCCCGGUGUUGGUCGAGCAUGGUUCGUCAACGGGGAGAAGAAAUCUAGUCAACCGACAGGCUGGACAGAUAUCGACAAGCAGUGCUCGAUCGGCGACAUGGUUUGGCCGAAGCCUGAGUUUGUCUGGGAAGACGAGGGACACAACGAACGAGACUCAGAAACACCUGAGUUGUGCGAGCAAGAUAAUUGGAACGGGGCCCCAACGGCACUCGCUGAGCUGUGCAUGGAAGAUGCUUGGAACGGGGGAUCUUCCCUUCGACUCAUCGUGUCGACUCAUGCAAGCGACGCUGACGACGCCUUUUUCCGUCAAGCUUCGGUGCCUAUCCAGUCACUGAGCAUUACGCCCGGAGCCGUCUACCAGCUUGUAGCAAUCUACAAGAUAGAAGAAAGCGACGGUCUCGAGCUGGACGCAUGUUUAUCCUGCCAACUCAUCCGCGGGGGCGAUAGAAGCGUGCAGAUUACCCCCGACGAUAUGAGCCCCGUAGAACUUGCCGGCGGAUGGAUACGUCUCUCCGCUCGCAUAAGCUCUGAGGAGCUCCCAAGUUUCGUUCAUGACGACCUGGCCAGUGUGGGCCUCACGAUUUCCAUCGCGACAGACAAUCCUUCACGAGCCUCCCAGUUCUCUCUCCUCAUCGGUGAGAUGACAGUGUAUCCCUUCCGGCCCCCAACAGCAGCCAAAGUGCCUCAAGUCCUUUGGGCUGAUUAUAAGCCAUUGCCUGCUUCCACAAGCAAGGCUGGCCAGCUCUCAUGGGAGGUCGCCGUUUCAUUCGCGACUGAAAAUAUAUCUCUGCCUUUAUCUCCCGACGUUCCGAUUCCGGUGUGGAACUUUGAGCCUGCGAAGGCCUGGAAGCCCUCGUUUUUGUAUUUCAACAUCUACGUGCAAGAGCCCACCCAGACUGGUGGUAAUAACUUCGCGUCACCAGAGUCGGCGAAAUGGAUAGGAACGUCGGGGUGGGACGGGAAAAGGGAUACGUUCCCCGUAGACACCAAUAAUUUGCCAAUCGCUGCCCAGGGGGAAAGUGCCCGACUGGUAAGAUUCUACGUGCAAGGAGUAACCGAUCAUGGAGAAGUCCUGCCGUGGGACGCCUGUGUCUACGUUGAAACAGAGAUAUGA
Molecule: messenger RNA, 2334 nt
Organism: Pleurotus ostreatus (oyster mushroom)
Lineage: Eukaryota; Fungi; Basidiomycota; Agaricomycetes; Agaricales; Pleurotaceae
Exons: 7
Coding region: 1-2334 (777 amino acids)
Biological process (GO): protein deglycosylation
Cellular component (GO): cytoplasm
Molecular function (GO): mannosyl-glycoprotein endo-beta-N-acetylglucosaminidase activity
Source: RefSeq, a predicted model, not a curated record